This is a messenger RNA of Pyrus x bretschneideri (Chinese white pear), 953 nucleotides long. Its product is annotated as vesicle transport protein GOT1. The transcript is spliced from 8 exons. The record is from RefSeq and is a predicted model, not a curated record. The coding region runs from base 219 to 641 and encodes 140 amino acids. Gene Ontology annotation, biological process: retrograde transport, endosome to Golgi; endoplasmic reticulum to Golgi vesicle-mediated transport. NCBI's taxonomy places the organism in Eukaryota, Viridiplantae, Streptophyta, Magnoliopsida, Rosales, Rosaceae.
CUUCCUUUGUUUUGAAGCAGCAGAAAACCAAGUACAUUCGUGUUUGUCACGCGCCCUCCCUCUCUCUCUCUCUCUCUAACAAACCAUUUCCGCUCCAACCGUCUCAGUCUGCAUCACACUCACGUAGUUUCUCUCUCUCGCUCGCUGUCCUCGUAAGAUCCUUGUCGUGAAGCCGUGUUUGUUUGCGUCGUAUUUCUUCAAGCGAAUUUACAGCGAAAAUGGUUUCCUUCGAGAUGAAUGAUAGAAAAAAGAUUGGACUAGGCUUGACCGGAUUCGGUAUAUUUUUCACGUGCCUGGGAAUGGCUUUCUUCUUUGACAAGGGAUUGCUUGCAAUGGGAAAUAUCCUCUUCUUGUCAGGAGUGACUUUAACCAUUGGAUUUAAGCCCACGAUGCAAUUCUUCAUGAAACGUCAAAAUUAUAAGGGAACAAUUUCUUUUGGUGUUGGCUUCUUCUUUGUGAUCAUAGGGUGGCCUAUUAUUGGCAUGAUUUUGGAGGCAUAUGGGUUCAUCGUACUCUUCAGCGGCUUCUGGCCAACACUGGCAGUUUUUAUUCAGAAGAUUCCAGUUCUUGGCUGGCUGUUUCAACAGCCAUAUGUUAGAUCGGUCUUUGAUCGAUAUCGUGGCCGACGGGUGCCUGUGUAAGCAAGGAAACAGAGUGCCACUAAUCUGCGGGCAGGCGAACCUGUAAUUUCUUGUAAAAUACUUUUUAGAUGGCGCAGCAUAAUUCUUUUUAUUCAGUUUCCAAAGUGACCGUAGGAAAUGAUCUCAGUGAACGGGCUUUUAUCGUUUACCAAAAAAAAAAAAAAAAAAAAAAGGAAGUGAAAUUGAAAAUUACAUAUGAGCUUUAUGUGUACUACUCUGUCUUGGUUUUUGCUUAUUUUGUUACCUUUGCUAAGUGUAAAAUUCUUAGAAAAAACAUUUCAAAUAACUAUCUAAUGUUUGGAAACUUGGUAA